Molecule: messenger RNA, 14970 nt
Organism: Phyllostomus hastatus (greater spear-nosed bat)
Lineage: Eukaryota; Metazoa; Chordata; Mammalia; Chiroptera; Phyllostomidae
Gene: MUC19
Product: mucin 19, oligomeric
Cellular component (GO): extracellular matrix
Molecular function (GO): protein binding
Source: RefSeq, a predicted model, not a curated record
AUGAAGUUGACCUCUUUGUACUUGGUUGUGACACUUUGUGUCUUCUGCAAAGAUGGUGAAGCCUCAUUUAACAGCACAGAAUCAGGUCAGUACCUUUCAGAAAUUAAUCUUGAUUUAAAGAUAUCAAGGAGGUCUCUGAACCUGCUUUUGGAAUCCAGAACAAAUACAGUAGGUGUCACGAGCUCACCUGACUGCAGUACCUCUGCACCUCUCAAUACUUCAGAAAAAGGAUCUCAUAUUCCAGAAGCAACUCCAAAAUACUCAGAAACAGAUGCCAUUAUUGGUGAAGCUUCCACUUGGGGCAAAGGAGCAUACAAAGCUUUCAACGGCCGCAUCUUCUCCUUUGAGUCGUCGUGCGCGUACACUUUCUGCCGCCACUGCGCUGACUCUGGAGAUUUCAAUAUUGAGAUCAAACGGGGCAAUGAGAGUGAGAUUGAAAAAAUAACGGUUAUGAUUGACAGUAAUGACGUCUCUAUUUCUGGCGAUGCCAUCUUAGUUAAUGGAGAAAGUGUACAGCUGCCAUAUAACAAUAAGCUGAUUCACAUUAAAAAAUAUGGAGAAUAUAAUAUCUUGAAUAGCCGUAGAGGAAUUUUGUCUUUAAUGUGGGACAAAAAUAACAAGCUCUCACUCACUCUUCACAAGCAGUAUCCAACCUGUGGUCUUUGUGGUAAUUUCAACACCACUCCAGGAGAAGAUAUCAAUGAGCACAUUGCCAAUAGCAAAAUUACUGGUGAUUGCCCCAAAGCUCUUAGUAAAAACUAUGAAGUUUGUGAAGAUGGAGUACAGCACUGUAACAAAAUUAUUGGAGCCUACUUUGAGAAAUGUGGAAAGGUUAAUGCUUUGUCCAGUGACUACAAAAUGAUCUGCAUUGAUGAAUACUGCCGACAAGGAGACAAGAAGUCCACAUGUGACACUUACUCAGAACUGUCCCGUCUUUGUGCCGCAGAUGGUCCUGGCACCUAUGAAUCCUGGCGAGAAGAUUCUGAUGUGGAUUGUGAAAAACCUAGAUGCCCAGAAAAACAUAUCUACAAAGAGUGUGGCCUCGCAAACCCUGCAACUUGUUCUAAUGUGGCUCCUUUUCAAGACAGUGAAUGUGUGAGUGGCUGUACCUGCCCAGAAGGCUAUCUAUUGGAUGAUAUUGGAGAGAAAGGGAGAUGUGUAUUGAAGGCUGAGUGUCCCUGUGAGUCUAAUGGAAAAGUCUAUCCGUCCGGAGAAGUCCGGAAAGGACCCUGUGGUUCUCAGUGCACAUGCCAGGAAGCAAAGUGGUCUUGCACCGAAGCACUGUGUCCUGGAAGAUGUAAGGUGGAAGGAAGUUCAAUUACCACCUUUGAUGGUGAAAAAUAUAACCAUCCUGGGAACUGUCACUUUUUGGCCAUCCACGAUGAAGAUUGGUCUGUUAGUAUCGAGCUUCGUCCAUGUCCAAGUGGUCAGUCAGGCACGUGCUUAAAUAGUGUUACACUCCUCUUGAAUUCGUCUGGUUCAGUUGACAAAUAUAUAUUCAGUAGAGAUGGAACAGUCACAAAUGACAAGAUUGGAGAUAAAAAUUACUACUAUUCAGACAAAGUACAGAUAUUCAAGCCAUUUUCCUCAUACUUGCAAGUAGAAACAAACUUUCACGUAAAAAUGCAAAUACAGAUUCUUCCCGUGAUGCAAUUAUAUGUUUCCAUGCCACCCAACCAGUUCACAGACACAGUGGGGCUCUGUGGUUCCUACAACAACAGAGCUGAGGACGAUUUCAUGUCAAGUCAGAAUAUAUUGGAAAAGACAUCACAGGCAUUUGCUGAUUCUUGGGAAAUGAGGUCCUGUCCUAAAGGAAACCCAGCUUCAUGCAUCAGUAUAGAAACAGAAAAGUUUGCUGAAAAGCACUGUGGAAUUCUUCUUGAUUCAAGUGGGCCUUUUGCUUCCUGUCAUGCAAUUGUGAAUCCUAAACCAUAUCAGGAGGAAUGCAAAAAACACACAUGUACUUGUGAAAAUAGUCAAGACUGCCUGUGUGCAAUUUUAGGCAACUAUGCGAAAGCAUGUGCCGAGAAGGGAACAUACAUAGUGGGGUGGAGAACUGGACGAUGUGAUUACUCUUGUCCAAGUGGCCUAGUUUUCAAGUACAAUGUAAAAGCCUGCAAUAGUUCUUGCCGAUCAUUGUCAGAAAGGGACAGAAGCUGCGAUAUAGAAGAUGUUCCAGUGGAUGGAUGCGCUUGCCCUGAUGGGAUGUACCAGGAUAGUGAGGGAAACUGUGUUUCCAGAUCUCAGUGUGACUGCUACAUAAACGAUAAGGUCUUGAAACCAGGCAAACUCGUCCAUAUUGAAGACAAUAAAUGUGUCUGUGAGGAUGGAAUUAUUCUUUGUCAGACUCCCAUUGAUUUAAUCCAACAGAAUUGCUCUGGAGGGGCCGAGUAUGUUGGCUGCAGUGAUCCUAAGGCAAAGAGAAGAGUUGACCGUACAUGUAGCACUCGGAACAUACCUAAUUUUGAUGAGAAUUUGUCUUGCAAACGUGGGUGCUAUUGUCCGGAAGGAAUGGUUCGAAAUUCUAAAGGGCAAUGUGUCUUUCCUGAUGACUGCCCAUGCUCCUUUGGUGGACGAGACUAUGACCAAGGAAGUGUCACCUCAGUAGGCUGCAAUGAAUGUACUUGCAUAAAAGGAUCUUGGAACUGUACACAAAAUGAAUGUCAAACUACCUGCCACAUCUAUGGGGAAGGUCAUGUUCAAACUUUUGAUAGAAAAACUUACAGCUUUGAUGGCCUCUGCCAGUAUUCAUUUGUUGAGGAUUACUGUGGUCGUGAAAAUGGCACAUUCCGUAUUUUAACUGAAAGUGUCCCAUGCUGUGAAGAUGGGCUCACCUGCUCAAGAAAAAUCAUCGUUGCCUUUCAGGAUCAGAAUGUCAUCUUGCAUGAUGGUAAAGUAACAGCAGUCAAAACUACAGAAAGUAGGGAAUGUGAACUCAAUGGAAAUGCAUACUCUGUACAUACUGUCGGCCUGUACUUAAUUCUGAAAUUUGUCAUUGGAGUAACUGUGAUUUGGGACAAAAACACAAGAGUGUCUGUUAUAUUGGAUCCACAGUGGAAUGGCAAAGUGUGUGGUCUUUGUGGAAAUAGCAAUGGUGACCUCAAAGAUGAUUUCACAACACGACACUCAUCAGUAGCCACUGGAGCACUGGAGUUUGGAAACAGUUGGAAAACUACUCAAGAAUGUUCAGACACUGUAGCUCAAACUUUCCCAUGUGACUCAAACCCAUACUGCAAAGCCUGGGCUGUGCGGAAGUGUGAGAUCAUCCGGGACAACACUUUCAGAGACUGCCAUAGCAAGGUGGACCCCAGUGCUUACUACGAUGCAUGUAUCGAAGAAGCCUGUGCAUGUGACAUGGAGGGGAAGUACUUGGGAUUCUGCACAGCUGUGGCUAUGUAUGCAGAGGCAUGCAGUGCAGUUGGGGUCUGUGUCACAUGGAGAAAACCGGAUCUUUGUCCCGUCUACUGUGAUUAUUACAAUGCUCCUGGAGAAUGCAGCUGGCACUACGAACCUUGUGGGACAGUGACAGCAAAAACAUGCAAAGAUCGAGUUAUUGGCCAGAAAUUUUCUGCACUUUUAGAAGGCUGUUAUGCUAAGUGCCCAGACAGUGCUCCUUAUCUGGAUGAGAACACCAUGAAAUGCGUCAGUUUAUCUGAGUGCAGCUGCUUCUACAACGACAUCAUACCAGCGGGUGGAGUGAUCCAAGACAACUGUGGGAGAACCUGCUAUUGCAUCGCAGGAGAGUUGGUGUGCAGUGCAUCUUCCAUUUCAGGGAGUACAACAUCAAGCAGUGAAACAAUAGGUGUUACAGGAACUCAGUUUCCCAUCACUAUCACAGCUGGAAGUGCAGGAACGACAGAAGUAGUGGGUCCCCUCUUCACCAGUCCUUGGCAUGUAUCAGGGACCACAGGAGCAUCAGCAGAUGCAACCACAGAAGCCAAAACCAACAUUACAGGCAACACAGGCUUCAGAGAUGCUGGAUCAGGGGCCCCUACUGCACCAGUGAUAGAACCCAAAGAAGACACUACGCCCAGAGAACCAAGCACAGGAGCAGCAAGCCCAGGAAAUUCAGGGACAACUGGACAAUCAGCUGAAGGAUCGGGUGCUACAACAGUACCGUACUCUGGAGUGACAGGAAUAUUGGGACCAACAUCUGGUGGACCAAGAAAAACUGAACGACCAUCUGAAGUAACUGGGACUAAGGAAACAAUAGCGGAAAUGACAGGGACAACAAGGACAUCACUUGGGAAAUCAAGAACAACUCAACAAUCUGCUGAAGGAUUAGGAACACUGUCAUCUACAGAAUUAGGAACAUCUACAAUAUCAGCUGGAGUGCCAGGAAAAACUGUCCCAUCAAGUGGAGGGUCCAGGAGCACAGGCUCAUCAUCUGGAUCAAGAGGAACAACGAGAUCAUAUGUUGCAGGUUCAGAAACAACUGGACAUUCAUCAAACACAAACGAAGGAGCAAAAGCAAUGCCAGAGAUAACUGGAUCAUCGUCUGAAUCAUCAUCAGCAACUAAACCACAAACUGGAGGAGUAGAGACAAAUGGAUCACCAACAGAAGAAUCAGAGACUACAGAACCAUCUACUGUAGAAGCAGGAUCAGCAAGAACACUAUCCAUAGGUUCAGGAACCACUGCAUCAUCAACUGAAAAAUUAGGGACAACUGGACCAUCAGCUUCAGGUGCAGGAACAAGUGGUCCAGGAGCUAGAGUGUCAGGAAGCCCUGGAGUCACACCUGGAGGGUCAGGGAGAACUGGUACAGCUGCUGGAAGUCCAGGCACAGGUUCAAGAACCACUGCAUCAUCACCUGAAAAAUCAGGGACAACUGGCCCAUCAGCUCCAGGUUCAGAAACAAGUGGUCCAGCAGCUGGAGGGUCAGAAAGCUCUGGAGUAACACCUGGAGGGUCAGGGACAACUGGUUCAGCUGCUGGAUAUGCAGGCUCAACUGGGUCAAAUCAAGCAGGAUCUGGGACACCUGGACCAUCAGCUGGAGGAUCAGGGACCACAGGACCAUCUGCUGGAAAAACAGGAUCAGCAGAAACACCUUCAAUAGGUUCAGGAACCACUGCAUCAUCAUCUGAAAAACCAGGGACAACUACACCAUCAGCCUCAGGGACAACUGGUUCAGCUGCUGGAAUUCUGGGUACUACUCGGUCAACUCAAGGAAGAUCUGGGACAACUGGACCAUCAGCUGGAGGAUCAGGGACCACAGGACCUUCUGCUGGAAAAACAGGAUCAGCAGGAACACCUUCCGUAGGUUCUGGAACCACUGCAUCAUCACCUGAAAAAUUAGGGACAACUGGACCAUCAGCUUCAGGUGCAGGAACAAGUGGUCCAGGAGCUAGAGUGUCAGGAAGCCCUGGAGUCACACCUGGAGGGUCAGGGAGAACUGGUACAGCUGCUGGAAGUCCAGGCACAGGUUCUGGAACCACUGCAUCAUCAUCACAAAAACCAGGGACAGCUGGACCAUCAGCUUCAGGUGCAGGAACAAGUAGUCCAAGAACAGGUGGGUCAGGAAGCCCUGGAGUCACACCUGAAGGGUCAGAGACAACUGGUUCAGCUGCUGGAAAUCCAGGCACAGGUGGGUCAACUCAAACAGGAUCUGGGACACCUGGACCAUCAGCUGGAGAAUCAGGGACCACAGGACCUUCUGCUGGAGAAACAGGAUCAGCAGGAACACCUUCCAUAGGUUCAGGAACGACUGGAUCAUCAUCUGAAAAACCAGGGACAACUGGACCAUCAACUACAGGUUCAGGAACAAGUGGUGCAGGAGCGGGAGUGUCAGGAAGCCCUGGAGGGACAACUGGUUCAGCUGCUGGAAUUCUGGGUACUACUCGGUCAACUCAAGGAAGAUCUGGGACAACUGGACCAUCAUCAGGGACAACUGGUUCACCUGCUGGACUUCCGGGCACAACUGUGUCAACUCAAACAGGAUUUGGGACAUCUGGACAAUCACCAGGAGGAUCAGGGACCACAAGACCAUCUGCUGGAGAAACAGGAUCAGCUGCUGGAAAUCCAGGCACAGGUGGGUCAACUCAAACAGGAUCUGGGACCACUGGUCCAUCAGCUGGAGGAUCAGGGACCACAGGACCAUCUGCUGGAGAAACAGGAUCAGCAGGAACACCUUCCGUAGGUUCUGGAACCACUGCAUCAUCAUCACAAAAACCAGGGACAACUGGACCAUCACCUCCAGGAUCUGGGACACCUGGACCAUCAGCUGGAGGAUCAGGGACCACAGGACCUUCUGUUGGAGAAACAGGAUCAGCAGGAACAGGACAACUGGACCAUCAACUACAGGUUCAGGAACAAGUGGUGCAGGAGCUGGAGUGGACCACUGGUUCAGCUGCUGGAAUUCUGGGUACUACUCGGGUCAACUCAAGGAGGUCUGGGACAACUGGACCAUCAGCUGGAGGAUCAGGGACCACAGGACCAACCACAGGACCAUCUGCUGGAGAAACAGGAUCAGCAGGAACACCUUCCGUAGGUUCUGGAACCACUGCAUCAUCAUCACAAAAACCAGGGACAACUGGACCAUCACCUCCAGGUGCAGGAACAAGUAGUCCAAGAACAGGUGGGUCUGGAAGCCCUGGAGUCACACCUGGAGGGUCAGAGACAACUGGUUCAGCUGCUGGAAAUCCAGGCACAGGUGGGUCAACUCAAACAGGAUCUGGGACACCUGGACCAUCAGCUGGAGGAUCAGGGACCACAGGACCUUCUGCUGGAGAAACAGGAUCAGCAGGAGCACGGUCCAUAGGUUCAGGAACCACUGCAUCAUCAUCUGAAAAACCAGGGACAACUGGACCAUCAACUACAGGUUCAGGAACAAGUGGUGCAGGAGCUGGAGUGUCAGGAAGCCCUGGAGUAACACCUGGAGGGUCAGGGACAAGAGGAUCUGGGACAACUGGACCAUCAGCUGGAGGAUCAGGGACCACAGGACCUUCUGCUGGAGAAACAGGAUCAGCAGGAGCACCUUCCAUAGGUUCAGGAACCACUGCAUCAUCAUCUGAAAAACCAGGGACAACAGGACCAUCAUCUACAGGUUCAGGAACAAGUGGUGCAGGAGCUGGAGUGUCAGGAACCCCUGGAGUAACACCUGGAGGGUCAGGGACAACUGGUUCACCUGCUGGAAGAUCUGGGACCACUGGUCCAUCAGCUGCAGGAUCAGGGACCACAGGACCUUCUGCUGGAGAAACACUGGAGGGAGGAUCUGGGACAAGUGGAUCAUCAGCCGGAGGAUCAGGGACCACAGGACCAUCUUCUGGAGAAACAGGAUCAGCAGGAGCACCUUCCGUAGGUUCAGGAACCACUGCAUCAUCAUCUGAAAAACCAGGGACAACGGGACCAUCAUCUACAGGUUCAGGAACAAGUGGUGCAAGAGGUGGAGUGUCAGGAAGCCCUGGAGUCACAUCUGGAGGAUCAGGGACAACUGGUUCAGCUGCUGGAUAUGCAGGCUCAACUGGGUCAAUUCAAGCAGGAUCUGGGACACCUGGACCAUCACCUGAAGGAUCAGGGACCACAGGACCAUCUGCUGGAAAAACAGGAUCAGCAGAAACACCUUCUAUAGCUUCAGGAACCACUGCGUCAUCAUCUGAAAAUCCAGGGACAAGUGGACCAUCAGGUCCAGGAGGAUCUGGGACAACUGGACCAUCAGAUGGAGGAUCAGGGACCACAGGACCAUCUUCUGGAGAAACAAGAUCAGCAGGAGCACCUUCCGUAGGUUCAGGAACCACUGCAUCAUCAUCUGAAAAACCAGGGACAACUGGACCAUCAGCUCCAGGUGCAGGAACAAGUGGUCCUGGAGCUGGAGGGUCAGGAAGCCCUGGGGUAACACCUGGAGGGUCAGGGACAACGGGUUCAGCUGCUGGAUUUCCGGGCACAACUGGGUCAACUCAAGCAGGAUCUGGGACUCCUGGACCAUCAGCUGGAGGAUCAGGGACCACAGGACCUUCUGCUGGAGAAACAGGAUCAGCAGGGAGAAGCCCUGGGGUAACACCUGCAGGGUCAGGGACAACUGGUUCAGCUGCUGGAUUCCUGGGUACUACUCGGUCAACUCAAGGAGGAUCUGGGACAACUGGUCCAUCAGCUGGAGGAUCAGGGACCACAGGACCAUCUGGUUCAGGAACCACUGCAUCAUCAUCUGAAAAACCAGGGACAACAGGACCAUAUUCUACGGGUUCAGGAACAAGUGGUGCAGGAGCUGGAGUGUCAGGAACCCCUGGAGUAACACCUGGAGGGUCAGGGACAACUGGUUCAGCUGCUGGAAGUCCAGGCACAGGUGCGUCAACUCAAGCAGGAUCUGGGACCACUGGUCCAUCAGCUGCAGGAUCAGGGACCACAGGACCUUCUGCUGGAGAAACAGGAUCAGCAGGAACACCUUCCAUAGGUUCUGGAACCACUGCAUCAUCAUCUGAAAAACCAGGGACAACUGGACCCAUCAGGUCCAGUCAAGGACGAUCUGGGACAACUGGACCAUCAGCUGGAGGGUCAGGGACCACAGGACCAUCUUCUGGAGAAACAGGAUCAGCAGAAACACCUUCUAUAGCUUCAGGAACCACUGCAUCAUCAUCUGAAAAACGAGGGACAACAGGACCAUCAUCUACAGGUUCAGAAACAAGUGGUCCUGGAGUUGGAGGGUCAGGAACCCCUGGAACCACUGGUCCAUCAGCUGCAGGAUCAGGGACCACAGGACCUUCUGCUGGAGAAACAGGAUCAGCAGGAGCACGUUCCAUAGGUUCAGGAACCACUGCAUCAUCAUCUGAAAAACCAGGGACAACUGGACCAUCAGCUGGAGGGUCAGCAAGCCCUGGAGUAACACCUGGAGGGUCAGGGACAACUGGUUCAUCUGCUGGAAUUCCAGGCACAGGUGCGUCAACUCAAGCAGGAUCUGGGACCACUGGUCCAUCAGCUGCAGGAUCAGGGACCACAGGACCUUCUGCUGGAGAAACAGGAUCAGCAGGAGCACAUUCCAUAGGUUCAGGAACCACUGCAUCAUCAUCUGAAAAACCAGGGACAACUGGACUGCUGGAUUCCUGGGUACUACUCGGGUCAACUCAAGGAGAAUCUGGGACAACUGGUCCAUCAGCUGGAGGAUCAGGGACCACAGGACCAUCUGCUGGAGAAACAGGAUCAGCAGGAACACCUUCCGUAGGUUCUGGAACCACUGCAUCAUCAUCUGAAAAACCAGGGACAACUGGCCCAUCAGCUCGAGGGGCAGGAACAAGUAGUCCAGGAACUGGAGGGUCAGGAAGCCCUGGAGUCACAUCUGGAGGGUCAGGGACAACUGUUUCAGCUGCUGGAAAUCCAGGCACAGGGACAACAGGACCAUAUUCUACGGGUUCAGGAACAAGUGGUGCAGGAGCUGGAGUGUCAGGAACCCCUGGAGUAACACCUGGAGGGUCAGGGACAACUGGUUCAGCUGCUGGAAGUCCAGGCACAGGUGCGUCAACUCAAGCAGGAUCUGGGACCACUGGUCCAUCAGCUGCAGGAUCAGGGACCACAGGACCUUCUGCUGGAGAAACAGGAUCAGCUGCUGGAAUUCCAGGCACAGGUGGGUCAACUCAAGCAGGAUCUGGGACCACUGGUCCAUCAGCUGCAGGAUCAGGGACCACAGGACCUUCUGCUGGAGAAACAGGAUCAGGUCCAUCAGCUGCAGGAUCAGGGACCACAGGACCUUCUGCUGGAGAAACAGGAUCAGCAGAAACACCUUCCAUAGGUUCAGGAACCACUGCAUCAUCAUCUGAAAAACCAGGGACAACUGGACCAUCAUCUACAGGUUCAGGAACAAGUGGUGCAAGAGGUGGAGUGUCAGGAAGCCCUGGAGUAACACCUGGAGGGUCAGAGACAACUGGUUCAGCUGCUGGAAGGCCAGGCACAGGUGGGUCAACUCAAGCAGGAUCUGGGACCACUGGUCCAUCAGCUGGAGGAUCAGGGACCACAGGACCAUCUGCUGGAGAAACAGGAUCAGCAGGAACACCUUCCAUAGUUUCUGGAACCACUGCAUCAUCAUCUGAAAAAUCAGGAACAACUGGCCCAUCAGCUCCAGGUUCAGGAACAAGUGGUCCUGGAGCUGGAGGGUCAGGAAGCCCUGGAGGUCCUGGAGCUGGAGGGUCAGGAAGCCCUGGGGUAACACCUGGAGGGUCAGGGACAACUGGUUCAGCUGCUGGACUUCCGGGCACAACUGGGUCAACUCAAGCAGGAUCUGGGACCACUGGUCCAUCAGCUGCAGGAUCAGGGACCACAGGACCUUCUGCUGGAGAAACAGGAUCAGCAGGAGCACGUGAUCUGGGACACCUCGACCAUCAGCUGGAGGAUCAGGGUACCACAGGACCUUCUGCUGGAGAAUCAGGAUCAGCAGGAACGCCUUCCAUAGGUUCAGGAACCACUGCAUCAUCAUCUGAAAAACGAGGGACAACAGGACCAUCAUCUACAGGUUCAGAAACAAGUGGUGCAGCAGCUGGAGGGUCAGGAACCCCUGGAACCACUGGUCCACCAGCUGCAGGAUCAGGGACCACAGGACCUUCUGCUGGAGAAACAACCACUGGUCCAUCAGCUGGAGGAUCAGGGACCACAGGACCAUCUGCUGGAGAAACAGGAUCAGCAGGAACACCUUCCAUAGGGACAACUGGACCACCAGCUCCAGGUGCAGGAACAAGUGGUCCUGGAGCUGGAGGGUCAGGAAGCCCUGGGGUAACACCUGGAGGGUCAGGGACAACUGGUUCAACUGCUGGACUUCCGGGCACAACUGGGUCAACUCAAGCAGGAUCUGGGACUCCUGGACCAUCAGCUGGAGGAUCAGGGACCACAGGAUCUUCUGCUGGAGAAACAGGAUCAGCAGGAGCACGUUCCAUAGGUUCAGGAGUUCAGAAACAAGUGGUCCUGGAGCUGGAGGGGACAACUGGACCAUCAGGUCCAGGUGCAGCAACAAGUGGUCCUGGAACUGGAGGGUCAGCAAGCCCUGGAGUAACACCUGGAGGGUCAGGGACAACUGGUUCAUCUGCUGGAAUUCCAGGCACAGGGACAACUGGACCAUCAUCUACAGGUUCAGGAACAAGUGGUGCAAGAGGUGGAGUGUCAGGAAGCCCUGGAGUAACACCUGGAGGGUCAGAGACAACUGGUUCAGCUGCUGGAAGGCCAGGCACAGGUGGGUCAACUCAAGCAGGAUCUCGGACCACUGGUCCAUCAGCUGGAGGAUCAGGGACCACAGGACCAUCUGCUGGAGAAACAGGAUCAGCAGGAGCACCUUCCGUAGCUGCUGGAUUCCUGGGUACUACUCGGUCAACUCAAAGAGGAUCUGGGACAACUGGUCCAUCAGCUGGAGGAUCAGGGACCACAGGACCAUCUGCUGGAGAAACAGGAUCAGCAGGAACACCUUCCGUAGGUUCUGGAACCACUGCAUCAUCAUCUGAAAAACCAGGGACAACUGGCCCAUCAGCUCGAGGGGCAGGAACAAGUAGUCCAGGAACUGGAGGGUCAGGAAGCCCUGGAGUCACAUCUGGAGGGUCAGGGACAACUGUUUCAGCUGCUGGAAAUCCAGGCACAGGAACCACUGCAUCAUCAUCUGAAAAACCAGGGACAACAGGACCAUAUUCUACGGGUUCAGGAACAAGUGGUGCAGGAGCUGGAGUGUCAGGAACCCCUGGAGUAACACCUGGAGGGUCAGGGACAACUGGUUCAGCUGCUGGAAGUCCAGGCACAGGUGGGUCAACUCAAGCAGGAUCUGGGGGACAACUGGACCAUCAGGUCCAGGUGCAGCAACAAGUGGUCCUGGAACUGGAGGGCACAGGUGCGUCAACUCAAGCAGGAUCUGGGACCACUGGUCCAUCAGCUGCAGGAUCAGGGACCACAGGACCUUCUGCUGGAGAAACUGGUCCAUCAGCUGCAGGAUCAGGGACCACAGGACCUUCUGCUGGAGAAACAGGAUCAGCAGAAACACCUUCCAUAGGAUCUGGGACACCUCGACCAUCAGCUGGAGGAUCAGGUACCACAGGACCUUCUGCUGGAGAAUCAGGAUCAGCAGGAACGCCUUCCAUAGGUUCAGGAACCACUGCAUCAUCAUCUGAAAAACGAGGGACAACAGGACCAUCAUCUACAGGUUCAGGAACCACUGCAUCAUCAUCUGAAAAACCAGGGACAACUGGACCAUCAUCUACAGGUUCAGGAACAAGUGGUGCAAGAGGUGGAGUGUCAGGAAGCCCUGGGAGAUCUGGGACACCUCGACCAUCAGCUGGAGGAUCAGGUACCACAGGACCUUCUGCUGGAGAAUCAGGAUCAGCAGGAACGCCUUCCAUAGGUUCAGGAACCACUGCAUCAUCAUCUGAAAAACGAGGGACAACAGGACCAUCAUCUACAGGUUCAGGAACCACUGCAUCAUCAUCUGAAAAACCAGGGACAGCUGGACCUUCAGCUCCAGGUGCAGCAACAAGUGGUCCUGGAUUUGGAGGGUCAGGAAGCCCUGGGGUAACACCUGCAGGGUCAGGGACAACUCGUUCAGCAGCUGGAUUUCUUGGUACUACUCGGUCAACUCAAGGAGGAUCUGUGACAACUGCACCAUCAGCUGGAGGAUCUAGGAGCACAGGACCAUCUGCUGGAGAAACAGGAUCAGCAGGAAGACCUUCCAUAGAUUCUGAAACCACUGCAUCAUCAUCAGAAAAACCAGGGACAACUGGACCACCAGCUCCAGGUGCAGGAACAAGUGGUCCUGGAGCCGGAGGGUCAAGAAGCCCUGGAGUAACACCUGGAGGGUCAGAGACAACUGGGACAACUCGACCCUCAGCGCCAGGUGCAGGAACAAGUAGUCCAGGAAGUGUAGCGUCUGGAAGCCCUGGAGUAACACCUGGAGGGUCCGCGACAACUGGUUCAGGUUCUCGAUUUCCAGGCACAGCAGGGUCAACUCAGAGAGGAUCUGGGACUCCUGGACCAUCAGCUGGAGGAUCAGGGACCACAGUACCAUCUACUGGAGAAGCAGGAUCAGCAGGAACACCUUCCAUAAUUUCAGGAACCACCGCAUCAUCAUCUGAAAAAUCAGGGACAACUGGACCAUCAGCUGCAGGUUCCAUAAGAAGCACUUCUGGCUCAACAAUUGCACCAGAAAGUUUCAGUACUGGGUCAAAUAUCAAAAUUCCACCAGUACUGAUUGAAGCAGGUACCACUGUAGCAUCAGAAAGUGAAGUCACAGGGAGGAAAACAGGCACCACGGGUGUAGCCCCGGGCACAACUGUUGCCCCAGGAAGUUCCAGGACAGGCACUACUGGCAUAGUCCCUGGAAAAACUCUGGAACCUGGAGCUUACAACACAGGUGCCACCAUGCUUUUGCCUGGAGCCAGCGGCAGCUCACAGAGUUCCAAGCCAGGGACCACUGGAGCAUCAGCAGGUGCAACCACAGGAGCCAACAACAAAAUUACAGGUGACACAGGCUUCAGAGAAGCUGGAUCAGGGGCCCCUACUGCACCAGUGAUAGAACCCAAAGAAGACACUACGCCCAGAGAACCAAGCACAGGAGCAGCAAGCCCAGGAAAUUCAGCUACUGCUGGUGUCGUCCCUGGAAAAACUCUGGAACCUGAAACUCAUAACACAGGUACCACUGGGGUUACCUCAGGCACAGCUGUUAGCCCUGGCACUUCCAACCCAGGUACCACCGGGCUUGCCCCUGGAGCCAGCAGCGGCUCGCCGAAUGGCCAGCCAGGCAGUUCUAUCACACCAGGAAGUCCAGGGUUGGGGAGUGAAACAGUUGAAGGUGACAUGAGGUCCUCUUUCUCUUUCACUGAGAUAUAUGGGAAAGGAAUCUCCAGUAGCCUCAGUGCCACACGGGGAUUCUCUGAGACAACCAUUAUCUCUGGGAGUUACCAGACAGAGGCCAUGACGUUAACAGAUGGCAUCAGUGGUCCUAGCACUGGAGCCAGACCUGGCACCACUAGGCUAGCCCUCGGCACAACUGUUGCCCCUGGCAGUUCCAACACAGGGGCCACAACUUCUGUAGAAGAUGGUAGAAUAACAAGAGUUGGAAUAAUUACAGAAGCCCUGACUCACACAGGAGGCAGUGGAACUACCCAGGGAAGACUGCCAGGAGGUACCACUGAAGAGUUUCCUGGGACGACGAUUACAUUUGGAGGUUUUAACACAGGUACCACUACAGCAGCUUCUCGCACUGCACUUGAACCUGGGAGUUCAAACACAGGGGAAUCUAGUAGCCUAGUCACUGGCAUUCAAACAGGCUCUACUGGAGUGGCCCCUGGCAGGACCGUCUCACCUGGAAGUUCCAACACAGGAUGCCCAGCAUCACUUCCACCACCUCCAGUUUGCCAUGGCCCACUGGGAGAAGAGAAAUCCCCUGGAGACAUCUGGACUGCUAAUUGCCACAAAUGCACCUGUACCAAUGCAAAUGCUGUAGAGUGUAAGCCCAAGGAAUGCCCUUCUCCACCCACAUGCAAGACUGCAGAGAGACUUGUGAAGUUCAAAGAUAAUGACACCUGCUGUGAAAUUGGAUACUGUGAACCAAGAACAUGUUUAUUUAACAAUACCAACUAUGAGAUUGGUGCUUCAUUUGAGGACCCCCAAAACCCCUGUGUCUCCUACUCCUGCAAAGAGGCUGGUUUGGUUGCAGUGGUUCAAGACUGCCCAAGGCAGACCUGGUGUGCGAAAGUAAACCGAGUCUAUGAUUCAAAAAAAUGUUGCUAUACAUGUAAUACUACUUGCAGGACUUCACUGGUGAAUGUCACUGUUAAGUACAAUGGUUGCAGGAAAAGACUUGAGAUGGCAAGAUGUGUAGGGGAAUGCAAAAGGACCAUCAGGUACAAUUAUGAUAUCUUUCAGUUGGAAAAUUCCUGCCUUUGCUGCCAAGAUGAAAUGUAUGAGUACAGAGAAAUUAUUCUUGACUGCCCUGAUGGCAGUACGUUGGCUUACAGAUACAGGCACAUCACAAAGUGUUCUUGCUUAGACAAGUGCCAUACGUCUUCAUCUAUGGCCUCAUAG